AUGCUGCAAAUGGAAAUGGUCAUCUUCGUGUGCCUGGUGCUGUUGAUGUGUGUAUUUAGCCAGGAACCCAGUUCCAAAGUGGUGGCCGACCGCUACGCCGUCUUCUGGAACCGGACCAACGCCAAGUUCCAUCGUGGAGACUACCACAUUGACGUGUGCAUAAACGACUACCUGGAUGUCUACUGUCCUCACUAUGAAGACACGGUGCCUGAGGAGAGGACGGAGCGCUACGUCCUCUACAUGGUCAACUACGACGGCUACAGCACGUGCGACCACACUGCCAAGGGCUUCAAACGCUGGGAGUGCAACAGGCCGCACUCCCCGAACGGGCCGCUCAAGUUUUCAGAGAAGUUCCAGCUAUUCACUCCUUUCUCCUUGGGCUUCGAGUUCAGACCGGGCAGAGAGUACUACUACAUAUCCUCCACCAUUGCUGAGAACGGGAAGAAAACAUGCCUGAAGCUCAAAGUUUUCGUCCGACCAUCAAACAGCUGUGUGAAAACUAUAGGCGUACAUGACCGCGUUUUUGAUGUAAACGACAAAGUAGACAAUACAUUAGAACCACGAGACGAUACCAGCCAUGAACCGGCUGAGCCUUCCCGAAGUGACGAAACGAAUGCUGCGCCACAUCUGCAGAAAACAAGUCCGCUCCUGGCUUUGUUGCUGGUCUGCCUAUCAGCACUCUUCACUUUAUAGCGCCUCCCUCUGUCCCGGAGGGCAUUUACACCUAGCGUGGCCUGAAUCUGCCCGAGGCUGCAGGGAAGGGGGCGGGAUUUGGGUGGAGUGCGUUUGCUUGAUUGGGCAUCAGAGCAGGCUUCUCAAGGAACCCUCUAUUUUUUUCAGAAAUAUAUUUAAGUGGUCUUUCUCCGUCUGUGAGUGAAACAAGUUGAUGUUGGAAGUGGGAGAGACAAUUCCCCCUCUUAAACUUUCAACUAAGAUGCCAAAUCCCGUUUUUUGACACUUAGUGAUUCUUAUUUUCCCGUGACUUUUGACAUCCCUUUACAUCAUGUUUAUGUCAUUGCAGCACUGAUGUUUACCCCCCCCCCACACACACACACACACACACACACACACAUACAGCACAUGCUUAGAGAGUCAAAUACAAAACACUACACUACGCGAACAGUCGAUAGCAGUAGGGAUUUAGUAGGGUUUUUAUACAGUAGCAGCAGUGCACAGUAGGAAAGUGAAGAUUUUAGCUCUUAGAAAGAACUGUACAUACACAAAUAUAUAGUUGUCCCGAGACCUCUCAAGAAGCCUUUCGGAAAAUAUUUUGAUCAAGUUCUGCUGGGUCAUGAGAAGCAGAUUUUAGCGCCUCCAUUUUACUGGGAAGUGAAGUAAAAAGCAGAAACAUGAAGAUGUAGGAAAAGCAGAGUAAUGGUUUUAAGUAGAGGUCAGACUGUAAACCACAGCACUGAGAAACAUGGCAUGCACCUUAGCCCGCUGAUCUUCAGACUGUCCUGGUUUAAAGAUAGCGCCCAAUUUUCUCCUGAAUACAAAGUGUAUAGGUGGAUAAGCUGCUUAGAGCUUGAGGGAGCGAGUGUAAAACCUACGGAGGCACCCUUGUCCUGUCCUCCUUUGUGAAGAGCACACCGGUGGGCUCAAUAAAACACCUCUCAAACACAUCUGGUUCACAAAAUGACUCACAAAAACAGCUAAAUUGAAACUUUCUCACCAGACACUUUGUAGACUGCUAUUAAGAUCGGGGAUCGAUAUCUUUUGAAAGUUGAUCACACAAUUUCACGGCAACAGUCACAGUCAUUUUAUGCAAUGUUUACUGAGCAGGGCUGCAAUUGUUCUCUCUGUUCCAUUUGAGUAGUAGUCGAUUUUAACACUCCCAUAAACAUUUGCAUCCACAGCUUCUUUUCUCUGAUAUUGAUUGUUAAAGUGAUUGUUUCAAAAAUGAUUCACAGCAAAAUACUAUUAAGUUAUUUUACUUUGCCAAUUGUGUCUCCAAACAUUGUCUUUGACGAUGGGGACACUGUAAACUGUGUCUUUUUGUACUGUCUGAAAUCCACUUAAAUUAGGACAAUAACAGAUGUCACGUGAAAGUGUUUGAAAAGACACUUCAGUUCACAGCACCCUACUUUUCCUCACAUCUAUAUGUCACUUAAUCCACAGCUGUGACUCACAGCUCAUCAAAUAUUAGUUAGCUGGUUAUCACAUUCAGUUUAUUGCAGCAGUGAGUGCAGCAGUUACAGCACUGAUGUAUAGCUCCAAUUAGUUGAAAACACAUAGUGUGAAUAGAGAAUCUAUCCAUUUAAUUCAAGGCAAUGCACAGCUCUAUUUAGUCUGCCCAGGUUUAUGUUAGCACUUAAAUGAAAAUGAAUUCACUGUGUUCUAAUGAUAUCCAGCGUCCUUCAGCUCCCACUGAUGCACAUGGUGAGCUAGCAUAAUGAAAGCUAUUAUGUCUCUUUUCAAACCAAAGGGACUUGUUUCUUUAGCUUUCAAAGAAAAAUAAGAACGAGAAAUUAACUCCUUCCUUUUAGAGCCAGGUUUUUGAAUGAGAAAUGAGGGCACCAACUGGUUUGGAAAAGACAUACAGAAAGAGAGAAAUAGAGCAAGAAAAGGAGCACAGGAGCAAUUGCAUGUCCACCUUCAGCUCCUAGUGUUACAGGUUAAAGUGACUCUUUAAUGAGGUUCAAAAUGACAGGCAUGUGGACCCCAUGUUGUGGCAAGGGAAGUUAUUCCUGGUAUUAAAAAUAGAUGGUGGAAGGCUUGGGGGGUCUCGGGAGGAGGGGGGUGUAGAUUUCCACCGUGGGGGGUUUUAAAGCACCAAUGACCUUGCAGUUUGAGAGAAUUUGUUAGUGAAGGAGACAGAGAAAAUGAAAACGAGGGACGCACACAGGGAGCGACAGAAAGACAUGGGAGGUAGGUAGUCGAAGGUAGUGUGACUAGAGUGCCUAACAAAACAAAACAGCUCAAAAUCCAUGCAACACUACUGAAAAACCACCUGAUCCAAUGACAAACCUGUUGUUCACUAUCAUUCUGUCUCAAAAGGCAUGCACUGUUUUGUUUUUGCUUUCUUAUAUUUCUGUUUUUUUUUUUCUUCCCCAGAAAGACUGCCUUUUUGCCAUUUGUUUUUUGCGCAACAGUAACAAUGCUAUUACAGCGGAAUAGCAGCUCAGCUAUGGGAGGGGUAAUAGGACACGAGGCCAUUUAAUGAGGUACUAAUUUCAGGAGAACACCACAAGAAAUGAGCACCGCAUACGAUUCAAAACGGAACGCCUGUCAGCAGAUUAACAUUAGACUUUUAUCAGAAACCAGCUUCAAUUGUACUCUCUUAUAAUUACCAAUACUACUCUUUGUCAUUAUUGCUAUUAUUACCAUGGUUUAUUCUGUACACACCUUAACCUGGGAAAUGAGGAUCAACUUAUAAACUGGAUACUGUGUAUCCUGAGGUAGUCAACCAUAAAACAAGUAGUGUUAGGUUAGUAUCUGUUUUGUACCUUUCUGGAGGACAAAAGAAAAAAAAUGAGAUCAUUGUUAAAACUGUAUAAUUAUUAUUAUUGUUAUGAUGAUGAUGAUUAUGACUAUUAUUAUUAUUAGGAAAACUUCUUGAUGUAAAUAGUGUUUGAUAUUAAAGUAUUAAUUUGGUUCUUAUGUCUUUUCUAAAAAAUGAAUACGGUAUUAUCUCUGGGUUUUCCGGAGUAUGUACUGUCCUCAAACAAUGCAUUGUGUGCUUUGAUCCUCAAUGCCUAAUGAAACGUUGAGCUAAUAUGAAGGGGAAACCUGAGGGAGCUGUACACCAGUGUACAGAAGGCUGAACAUUAGCCAAACCAGUGGCUCACCUGUUACAUGUUUCAAACCAGUCACCAACCUUCACAUCUCAUCAUAAGGAUCCUGCCUUGGAAAGAAACACUUUGGACUUAAUGGACGGCUUAUUUGUACUUUUUUGCCUUCAGUGUUUGAAAGCAUGUUGGGUCAGCUCAAAGAUCUGCCAUGAGCGGACUGUUUGCUUUUUAAUGGAAGGAUCUCGCCAGUUUCAUUAUGUGGCAUGCGCAUGAACUUGAUGACAUGUUAAAAAAAAUCAAAAAAAAAAAAAAAAUCAAAAAGGUUUUAAAAAGAAAGUUUUCUUUUUGCUCUUAUUUUCUUUUUCUUUAAGACGUGUUAGAUUUUCAGAUCACGUUCAUGUUGUGUGUUUUUGCAUCCCCAUUCGAGUGAUGUCAUUAAAGCUGUGUAGUGACAGAUGACAAAUGUACAUAACACCAACCAUUGUUGUGAAGUUACAGUGGGGGGGUCGGUCAUUUUGUAGUUCAAAAGCAACUUUUUUCUUUUCUCCUAAGAAUGACUCUUUCUGUACCCAUCUAUUGAAUUCAUCCCAUGUAGUUGCAGUCCGUCUCUUCUGACUAUUCAUCCUCUUUAUGCUCUCCCGAGAGGAGGCGUUUUGGGGAGUGUAUACAUCAGUGUGUGGACGUUUUUCAGUGUGAAAAAAAAUGUGUGAGACCUUUUAGUUUGUGUGUGUGCGUGUCUCAUUUGCUGUUGCCGCAGUGAAUGGGAAGCGGCAACCCUCUUUGGCAACGAAGAGUGUUUCCCAUGCCUUAGCCCUCCAGCCUCUGCCCUGGCAGCCCCGUCUGUGUACAAGACGCUUUCUGCCAUUGUGCUUUUACACGGAACGGCUGCUGGCGUCGAAGAGACUACAACAGGGCCCUUCACUUUCUCUCCCUUUUUAACAACCCUGAACCACUUCUCCCUACGGUAGACGUUGGUCCUGGGCACAGUUCAAGGAUUAGUGCACCCCCUCCACCAAAUCCUGAACUGGAUUGUUAGCAGGGUAAAGCCUAUCAUCGAUCCAGGUUCUGUGCGUACAGGGCAAAGCCUCUCUUCUCGUCAGCUCCCCUCUUGCCGACGGAGCCACUUGUUCAUUUCGUGCGCCUGUCCUGUCCCAUUCUUCUUGUGCUUGUAUAACCUCCACCACACCACCCGCUGUUCUUCUUCCCUCACCUUUGAACCCCACUCCCACUUUGCCAUCAGUGGGGGAUAUUUCCAACCUGCUCUUUUACAGUAUAUAAACAACAACAAAAAAUUUGACAAAAAAUGAUCUGUAUUUGUAUAUACACGUGUCUGAGCAACUAUGAGUAAUACAAUAAAACAGAAAUACAUUGCUUUGAU
Molecule: messenger RNA, 5109 nt
Organism: Sebastes umbrosus (honeycomb rockfish)
Lineage: Eukaryota; Metazoa; Chordata; Actinopteri; Perciformes; Sebastidae
Gene: efna5b
Product: ephrin-A5b
Exons: 5
Coding region: 1-693 (230 amino acids)
Biological process (GO): ephrin receptor signaling pathway; regulation of actin cytoskeleton organization; axon guidance
Cellular component (GO): plasma membrane; external side of plasma membrane
Molecular function (GO): ephrin receptor binding
Source: RefSeq, a predicted model, not a curated record